CCUCCACGGUCGCCCCAUUCCGUUCUCGGCAUCACAGCGUACAGCAUUGAACUCGACGCACGGCGACAAGGAGCGCGACAACGACCACCUGCCUCUCGGUGCUCCACGGAUUGUAUAUCUGUCUCUCUCUCUUUUUAAUCUUCUCGUUGCCUGACCGUCUCUCGUUCGUCCCCGUCUUCGUUCGUGCACGCUGCUGCUCCUGCUGCCUGCGAGAGGAGGACGAAAGAAACAGGAUAACACAAGCCCUUGUACAGGAUAACACGAGCGAUUCGAUCGGCGCCCGAAUUCGUCUGUUUCAAAGACGUACAAACAACAACGACAACAACAACAACAACAACAACAACAAUAACAACAACAACAACAACAACUGACUGAAAGAAUAAUCACGCGCGCGGUGUUCGACAGGUGCAGGAUAAAUCGUUUCGUCAGCUGCGGCGUGUGGCUCUGGCAGUGUGUCACUCCGUUCUUUCGCUUCGUUGUUUCACGCGUGUUGCAGGCCCGCUCGCUCCGAUCUUGCAGUGUCCGCGAGUAGCGACAUCAUCACGACGUGACAAGUGUGUAUCGCGCGCGAAUGUAAGCCGUGUUGCUUGAUCAAGAGGAUCGGUACGUGUCGUCGUCGAGCUGCUCGAUCGUCGCCAGCUGUGAAUACGAUCAUCGCGUUCACGUCGCAGCCGUCGUUAACAGUGGCACCGAUCUGUGCAGCAGCUGUCUGACGAGCGAUCGUCGGCUGAAACGGGGACAGAUCGACGCACGAGAACUAUCACGAAGCGAUCGCGACGUUCACGUCCAUCGAAAGCCGUGGUGAGCAAGAUACACGCGCGUGUGCUGAGAAAGCGCGAGCGUCCGACACGAGACACCGUCGGUCUCUCGAUUGUCAGUUCCUCUCCUCGCGGAGGAAGGCCAUAGCGUUGAUCGCACGGCACUCGGUACUCGCGGCAGUACUGAGUGACCUGCAGCACCCAGCAGUCAUCGAAAAGUGUACACGACGGCGGUCACCACGUACAUCACGCCGCUCAUCACUCCAGAGAAGAUGGUGACAAGGACAAAGAAGAUAUUCGUCGGUGGACUAUCGGCACCGACGACGCUGGAGGACGUGAAAAACUACUUCGAACAGUUCGGCCCGAUCGAGGAUGCCAUGCUGAUGUUCGAUAAGCAAACCAACAGGCACAGAGGCUUUGGCUUCGUCACGUUUCAAAGCGAGGACGUGGUCGACAAAGUCUGCGAGAUUCAUUUCCACGAAAUCAACAACAAAAUGGUCGAAUGCAAGAAAGCACAACCGAAGGAAGUGAUGCUCCCGGCGAACCUGGCGAAGACGCGAGCGGCCAACCGAGGCGCUUACGAUUUUAUGUGGUCCCUGGGAGCAUUACCUGAUGGUUUCCCAGCGGCGGCGUACGCGGCAUACGCGGCAAGCCGCGGCUAUUCUGGGUACCCUAGUUUCGGACUGCCCUACCCGACAGGUAACCACCUUAGCCUUAACCACCUUAACCACCAUAAUGCGGCCCACAUCGCGCCCUUGAAUCUGAACUUGAACCUGAUACAGGCGCAGCCUGCCCCACAUCAUAAUCCGCCUACCCCCACACCGCUCUUCUACCAUCCCAAUUUGGACCUCUACAACGCCAUGCCUCUGUGAACUAACUAAUUGUAUAACGUGUCUAAUAACUAAUCUCGACAUCGAGCUAUGCGCACAUAUCUCUAACCAAAACAAAGAAAACGUAAAAAGGAAGAAGAAAAAACAAAGAAAGAAAGAAAGGAGAACUCAUCCCCAUUGCUACACCAUUUUACUAACUGUGCUCUCGCUGGCGCUACUCGUCGUCGUCGUCGUCGUCGUCGACUUAUAAGUACGAGAAUCGAGCGGGUUACACGUGGGUGUCGGGAAAUCAAGACGUGGGGGGUAACAACGUCAGAAAUUAGCCUCGGUUCGAAGGAAAGGGCACGUUACCAGAUCUCGUGCGCACAAAGGUCUCGAGAGGCAGCACGGAGCCUUUGUUGCGGGACCGUCGGUGUCGCGCCGGCUCUCGGUCGAAAUUCGUUUCCGAGAACAAUGGACUCCACGAGCGCUCGAGUUCACCGUUAGAUUUCACAGCUAGACGAAUUUCGAACGAUUGGUUAAUCUCGAUACGGGAUUUCCAAGUGCUUCUUCGAAGUAACCAUCGACGUGAACCUCGAUGACACGCGGAAGACGAGAAGACGAUCGAUUUUUCUAUGAACACAUUGUGUUGAAUCGGGCGUUUUCUCGCUAAUUUCACUCAUUGCCGUGUAUUCUCUUUUUAUUUUUUCGUUUUGUCUCGAACGCCUCAUGGCCUCUAGAUACGCGAGACGAAAUGCGAAAUCGAGACCUUAUCGGCCAUUCGCAAUGUGUUGAGAAGAUCGACGCGUGUUUCGUCGAUUCUGCUCGCACUUUAGACGGGAAACGUAUCGUUUCGAUCAGGCGGCCUGUGUUCAGACACGGAAAGAUAUCGGAAAAUCCGUUCUCGCGACGGACUUCCGUUCUCGGCGACAGGACACGGCGAAUUAAGUGAUGCAAUGUUGCGUCACAGACCGACGUUCUAUCGGGAACGAUACGGUUGUGCGCUCUGUACGUCCAACGCGAAGGACGUUGUAUAUUAUUCAGCAACGUUUGCUCGGACUGCGGCGAUCCUCCACUUCCGGGACGAAGUUUCGAUUCGCCGGAGCACCGGGCAACCGGUCUUCACUCGAUACGAAGAGAGUGAUGAACGUUGUACAAAAGUCGCUAUAAAUUAUCGUAUCGAUAUUAUCUUGUCGAGUUUAAGAUUUGAGAUAAUUCAGGCGAUUCUCAAGGAGGUGGCGAUUCUCUAGCCAAUUUUCUACCCCGUUCCGUGCUCAUCGCGGCGAGACAUUUUAAAAAACGAUCGAUUCGUCUUCCGACGAUUUACGACUUUCUUACUCAUUGCGGUGUGUAUUUGUUUAUUAAAAUUCGAAACGUUUGGGUGUAAUCUGUGUCUAGUAGGAAUUACAUUCUAACGUUUGUUUAACGUUAAUCAUUUCUUCGUGGAUCAGAUGACGCAUUGAUAUUUUAUUAUUUUUCAUACGAUCCGUGAAGAAACCAGCUGCAACGCUUGCGAUACGUCAGAGUGUAAUCCACAUUGGACACGAUUGAUUUUAAUCUUAAUUGACGAAGAAACACUUGUAGCCUCGUCACUGAGCGAUUUAUGUGAUAAGUUUCGCAAAACCUUAUGCUGGAAAAUUUAAGCUAUGGAAAUCAUAUAUUUAACGAGUGUAUUUAUCCAAUAAUUAUCAAUGAAUGUAUACAUCAAAUUCGCUCUUAUUUUUUAAAAUUCCGCAGAAUAUAUUUCUAGAUUCGCUUAAAUCAAAGUGAAAUAUAUUUGUACUUUCAAGAUACGGUUGAUUACCCAAUCACACUUUGCAUUGCAAGUUCCGCAAGACGUAACGCAACUCGUAUUCUCGCGCGAAGAUGCCGCGGUAAAAAUGUAGAUCGAAAAAAGGGGGGGAGGGAAAAUUCAAUUCCGGCGAACUAGGACAAGAUAAUGAGAGGCUGAUGUAUGGGAAAAGUUACGUCGUUAAACCAACCCUGUGUUUCUUACCGUCUGCGUUCGCUAGCACCUCGCGUGCCUUCGACUGUCAAUAACAAACAGCUCCGUUGGUAUGGAAUUUUCUUUCAGAGCAUCAAGGCUUUGCAUUCCGCGAAACGCUUUAAAAUUGCUUCUGCUAAUCGAUUAAUCAAUUUCAAUUACCUUCUCUAUCUCCUUCCCUCUCUCUCUCUCUCUCUCUCUCUUUCUACCCCUUACAGUAAAAACCGUUAAAGCGUACGUCCAAUCAGAUCGAUCAGGUUAGACGAACCUCAUGGAGGCGGGCGGCCAACGAGCAAAAUGAAAAUUUCAACGAAUUAGUUAAAAGAACGGCCACAAUACGAAUACUAUCCUCUGCUAGUAAAUAAAUUGUAAUAACUCGAUCGUUAUUAACUGGCUAACCUUAAUUUACGCGAUACGAUUCCGCUGGAAAUCAUCCAUGCAUGCGGAUCGGGUCCGAGACCCGAUAUAUAUCUCGUCCCUUCGAUACGCGACUUCGUACGAGAACACGGCGUUGUCGAAUUUCAAUUGCUACGUUAGUUUAAAUCGACUGGCUCGUCGGAUCGAUCGUAAUUUAAGAUUAAUCGUGCGGUCGUGGAACGGGGGGUGAAAUGUCAUUGUUAAUAUUACGCGGAGGGGUAAGCCGGGGUAGUGGCGUAUCGAUUGCGAACGAUAUGCGAGCGAACCGCAUCGUGGUUGACCCUGCACGCAUAGAUAUACACAAACGCUGGCUAGAGCAAUUAAUAGGAAACGUUUGGAAAAUGAACGCGUCCAUAGGUCGGGCGUAUCGGCUGAUCUAAAUCGAACCGGUUGAUUGGAGGUAGUUGCGGGCAAAGUUUUCGGGGUCAAGCGCCCUUCAUGUUGAAUUCGGGACUCGAAAUGAAAAUCCGCAGCACCGGCGCUAUCGGCCGGGGGAAGAAGGACCAAAAUGGAGUUUCCCAACCUGUGUCGUUUCCCUCCCGCCGGUAGCCGGCCAGCGCUCCAUCGAACUCGGAAUUUCGCAGCAGAGCCGGGGGAAUUGUAGCGCUUAUUGUUCGGCUUCGAUCGGCUCGCGAGACGCGAAAACGACCCUCGAGAAUUUAAAGCGGUCAUCGACUAUUCCCAUCGAUUUGCUACCUCGUUCUAUACCUUCCCCUUCGUUCUAUCACCGUUCCAGCGGAUUUUUAUUUUAUUCGUUAAUUAUUUCUCUCUGCCGUACGUUUGCAGUCUCGUUAUCGUAUUUUCGUUACUCUUAAUUUAAUCGGCACACACACACACACACAUACACUGUUUAUCGAACGCUUGUCGUGCGUUGCGUCGAAACGAUUGUUGCGUUCAAUGAGCUACUAAAUAAGUGUUGAAACGACCGCGUUCGCGAGCUACUAAGUACAACGGAUCUACGCGCAAACAGAAAGAUGUACACCACACUAAUCACGUCCUUUUUACGAUGGGCUUUCGCAGACGUAACAUCAGCCUCGAGGAAGCUUCUUUCGAUUCCCGUAACUACGUCACCCUCUUGCCCUCUUGCACUUACACGUCUUACUAGCCCCAUUUGUUCCCUUCUAUUUUGUCCAUUUCUAGCCAUUUGUCUGUCUUGCUCGUCUUUCUCCGCGAAAACCAUCUCUCUGUCUCUCGCUCACUCACUUUCUCUCUCUCUCUCUCUCUCUCUCUCUCUCUCUCUCUCUCUCUCUCUCUUUCACGCUGUUAUUCUGUCUUUCUCUCUCUUUCUCUGACUGAUCUUCCCCCUUUUUUUUUUUGCUGCUCGACGAAGAGAAUUUCAAGGGAGAAAAGUUUCCAACUUCUUCGUUCCCGCGCUCUGUGUCUGAUCCACCCCCUCUCGUCCCCCAACUCGUGAUGCUACCCCCUUUGUGUUAAGCAUGGCACGAAAGUAGCAAAGCGGCAACUUAUAACGCCAAUAGAGGCGGACAAACUGCGACAGGUGUCCCAUGCACGUCGACCGGGCGUAAAUUAGCGGCCAGGAGACAGACGUAGACGCUGCUACGUUGAGAAAAGAAACGUCGUGUGUGUAUAUAUCCACUGGAGCAACGUGUAUAACGCGAACGUAAUCUUGAAUUCUCUUUUCCGAUUCGAACCGUUAACUCGAUAUUUCUGUGUACAGACAUCUGUGUAUUAUAUCUUCCUCUUCAAAGUACAUCGAUUCCAAGCACAAUUCGCGUGAAUGGGCAGAAAGAGAGCUCAUAAAUAAUGCAUAAUGUUUUUCGGACGUUGGCACAUCCCUCAGAAUCAUCCCUCCCUGUCUUUCUUUCCCCUGGCCGUUUCGAAAAAAAGAAAGAAGAAGAAAGGAAGAAAUCGGCAUAUUUUUACUUUCCUCCAGAGACCGUGUGUCCCGAUGCUUCCCGGAAUCGCUUCCAAUUUCCCUGGUCGCCUGCCUAUUUAACGCAUUUGAAUAACCUGCCGAUCCAGGAAGAGGAACGAUUCGUGCGAUCACGAACAUCCCCUUCCCUCGGCUAUUCCCCUUUCCUUUCCUCCCACGCUUUCUCUCGCGUAUUUUUGCGUAUGGUUCACGAGGCAUGGCGGUAGAAGGAAGAGAGAAAAAAAAAAAAGAUUGCGAAUAACAGCCAACGAUGAUUGAUCACUGGCGAACGAAAACCCACCCGCCUUAAAGCCGUCCGUAUAUUCCCAACGUCCGAAAAACAUUCGUCGGCGAAGCCACCCUCUCUCUCUCUCUUUUUUUCUCGUUCUUUCUCUUUCUCUCUCUUUCUCUCGUCGAAUAUGAAAAAGAGGGUCGGCAGCGAUACGCGAAAACGAAUUUCCUCCAUGCUUGGAGAGGAUAUUUCUCCGGGUGAGAUCGAAUCCACGCGUCGGUAUUUGCAUUCGAGUGAAAUUCUCGUUCGACGAGCACUUAGACCCGCGUUAGACGAUAUAGAUUUCUCUUGGAGGGUCGGAGGUCGGUUGGUGUUGGUGAUUUCACGUGAAAUCGCUCGCGACGGAACUCGCUCCGCUCGUUCGACGUACUCGAUCCAUCAAGGAAGAUUAAAAGGUUUCCACGUGCCAGUUCUUUGUCUCUCCGGCCGAGAAAUUUUAAUGUGACGAGAUACAUCGACUGAUGGACUAGUUUCCAAUGUUGGCGUUUAUUAAAAUACGAGUCAAUACGAGUUUUGCCAUGGCCACAGUUUUGGCUUAGGCCUUUGAUUAUAUUAAAUUUAUAUAAUUCUUUUGGAAAACUCAAAGGUAGAAAAGAAUUGAAAGGUGUUCAAUAUCCAGAAUAUUUAUCGUAAUAUCUAAUAGACGAAGUAAACCUUUCUCGGGGUUCUAAUUAGUCUCACAAAAAUGUGAAUUUGCAAUUCUCUGUUAUACUUUAGUACAGCAAGUAUAUUUGACGUUUCUUUGCGUUAUAUAAAUCAAUGCCAGCCUUUGUAAUAAAAAAAAGAAUAAUGAAACAAUUUCGAAUCAUUUUUCAGUAUUUCAGAAAAACAUCGCGAAUAUACUUAGUAUGAAAUCUGCUAAUCUAGAUUUUGAAAAUUAUUACGUGGACCGCAAAGGGUUGAAUACACGUUUGAUAUUAACAGACACUGCCAUAGUGUGACACUGCACUGUACAUCGUCGUCAAACUGACACGGUGAUUCAUUUAACAACGAAAUAAUCAACGGAUACAUUGUAUGAAUUCUAAAGUCUAUAAUCCUUUAUUUAUUGAACUCUCUUGCUAUACCAUCACUUAGAUCGUGAAAGACCAAGACAGCAGCUUUCAAUACGAAACAUCGACUCCUUUUGCGAACAACGAAAUAGUAAAUUUUAUUAUAUAUCAUACCCGUGUAAUCGUUCUAAUCGCAGAAACGUUUGAACUCUGCAACCCGGCAAACCAAUAACCCUGGCGAACGUUCGAAACUUUGGCUAAUUCAGCGACGCGGGAAUAAUUCGCCAGGACCGGCCACUAGAAACUAUUACGUUUCUCCGACGGGCUCGGUAUACGCCAGGCGAGGUUGUCGCGUUCGCGAUCGAAUCCCACCGAGCGAAUAAGCAAACACAUGGGACACCGUGCUCGCAGUUUCUCCGUAACGACGUGCCAGUCGCGUCUAACCUCUAGUUUUGUCACCUUGCGGUGUGUCUGCGUGCCAGAUGUCGAGCAAUUUCCUGAAAACUUGCCCUGUUUACCAGAGAAACCGGAACGUGUGCGAUGUUGCGAUUGUUCCUAACCUAAACGCACCGGAGAGAAAGGGAGGAAGAUUGUUUGUUGAGAGGAGAGACUGUUGUUGCUGCGCGCGAGAGAAAAAUCAAUUUGCUUGGCAAGAGAAGAUUUGAAUUUG
Frieseomelitta varia is the source of this 7792-nucleotide messenger RNA. RefSeq names its product RNA-binding protein Musashi homolog Rbp6-like. Gene Ontology annotation, cellular component: cytoplasm. The record is from RefSeq and is a predicted model, not a curated record. The transcript is spliced from 7 exons. Gene Ontology annotation, molecular function: RNA binding. Lineage: Eukaryota; Metazoa; Arthropoda; Insecta; Hymenoptera; Apidae. Bases 1031 to 1630 code for a protein of 199 amino acids.